Messenger RNA from Exophiala mesophila, 648 nucleotides. RefSeq lists its product as uncharacterized. Lineage: Eukaryota; Fungi; Ascomycota; Eurotiomycetes; Chaetothyriales; Herpotrichiellaceae. The record is from RefSeq and is a predicted model, not a curated record. Bases 1 to 648 code for a protein of 215 amino acids. The transcript has a single exon.
AUGUCAAGCCUAGACCUCAGUGAGACUGAACUGUCUCCUCUCUCUCCUCUGCCCACCGAUGUUCAGCCCAACAAACAGAAUGCUGCUACCAAGGACCUGAUAGCUAUGCCCUGUUUGAUCUGUCUGGAAGACAUGGUUGCACCCAUCAGCGACAAAAUCGACGAUGCCUUUCACGUAUUUCACCAAGACGAAACCAUCGCUUGCCCUGUUUGCGACCAGAUUACACACAUCGAUUGUCUUACUAAUUGGUUUGACAAACCCCUCACCGAAGACCUAUGCCCACAUUGUAGAAAAGAGGUAUCGGACGAGUUUCUGCUCAAAAUCUUCACCCUCGUCAGAGGCCAGGAGGCUGCAACAAAAAUUCUACAGCGGAAGAAACAGGAUCGGGAGGAAGUAGCGGAGCUCCAGUCGAGCUUCCCCGACCACUGGCGGUUCCUUGUCUUUCACACUAGACAAGGAAUCAAUGUAUAUCCUCCCACAGACCACUUCAUGGACGAGGAUCAAGGUUGGUCAGACCAAGGGGAAAACAGUAUAUACUCUGACAUUCCCUCAACCUGGGGAGAGGAGCGAGAUCCUCCCGACUGGGGAAUUCACGAGGAGGACGACACGCCCCAAUUCGAGAGAGAGCGUGGGCCCGGCUAUUGGUAG